CGGACUAGAAGAAUAGAAGUUGCUACAGUGUAACAAGUGAUUUGUGUCUCUCCAUUCUGAGACCGUUUUACAUUCGUCUAAAAUCCGCAGCGCGGAAUAAAAGUUUCAAAACUGUAAACAAGCGGUUUGUUUUGAUAUAUUUUAGAACGUUUUUGCUCCAGUCAAACGCCGUAGCGCAACACUAACAAAGUAGUUUGUCUCGCGGCGUUCAUUGUGCAACUAGUGGAAUAGAAGGACAGCUCGGCGUGCGUGUUUGCGGUAACCAGCCUAACAGUCCCGAGCAGACAAUGUUGGAUGGUGUUUUGUGAGCGUUUAAAGGGAAUGAGAGUGAACGAGGGAAGCACGCUUUGAGCACUGCAGCGUUCGAGUGGCCAGUGCCAUGAAACUGAAUCCACAGCAAGCUCCGUUAUAUGGCGAGUGUCUGUUGACUGUCCAGCUCUGUGAGGAAGAGUGUGUCGAGGAUGAGGAGGAUGUAGAGUUUUACCUACUAUUUGCCGGCACCACCCAGAGGCACAUUUCCAGCACUUUGAAAGUCAGCCAUGUCACGCUGCAAGCUGUGUGCCCAGCUCAUGAUCGCAGUGAAACCGUGCGGGUCACGCUGUGCCAGGCCCGGCCCGGGGGCUCAGUGGACCCUGUGGCUGAGGAACGCUUCCAGUUCGUGCAGGACCUCGCCCUGGACAUGGCCCAGUUACUAGUGAACGUUGUUGGGAAGAACGAGGGAGCGUUACUUCUGGACGAGUGUCAGAUCCCCCUGAAGGAGUGUGAGAGGUUGGAUGAUACUCUGGCUCUUGCUCUUAGACAUCUGCCUCUGCCGGCGGGCUGGAGCAUCCUGGGCACAGACUGGGACACGGGCACUUGCGCAGGCUUGGGAAUUGAACCUGGACCACAAGACACACUUUUGCACUUUGCUGCAAAGCGCGGGCUACGUAAGGUAGCACUGUUUCUCCUCCAGCAACCUGGAGGAAGAGAGGCCCUCCGACUUCCCAACAAACAGGGUCGUACGCCGGCCAGGGUCGCCCAGAAGAAAGGCCAUACGCAGCUCCAGAAACUGCUGACGGAGGUUGACAAUCUGCCUGAGUUGGAGACGAAAACAUCCAAGUGGCAUUACCCAGAAGGCAGAGUUCUGCGACACCACCCCAAGCUAAACACUUACACCCUGACGCUAGAGGAUGUGCCAGGGAGUCCCCCACCUAGCCUUCAGUGUGAUGUGGAGGAGCUCCAACUCCUCAUUCAGUCACAUCAGAAGGAAGAUCCUCCACCACAGCAUAAGCCAGCACUGCUGAUUCUUAACCAAAACUCCAGUGAUAGAACAGAACCUGCUGACUGCGUACCAGCCAAUUCACUGGAGCCUGAGCAUCAGGAACCCAACUCUGAACAAGAAGAAACCUGCGAAUCGAACAGCUCUGCCGUUGAGGAUGGACUGUGUAUUCGUCAAAAUGGCACAGGAAAUCAUGUCCAAUCACAGGACAGGGAGGUGGAGCUUGACCCGCCAGCUGUAGGGGAUACUGGGAAGGCGUCAGAUAAGGCUGACUGUUCGCAGCACCGGGUAGAAGGCGAUUCUGUGACAUUCAGUGCCCCUUCCUGUGGAAACCAGCGGGAGGAAGCUGAUAUAGAACUCUGCGUAAUCAGUGCCAAACAGGGGGCUGCUUCACAGCCUGAUAAAGGGAACCAAGAAGAGCAGGAGGCUUGGCAGAGGAGUUUACAGACUGAAAAAGACAAUAACGCUCAAUCUGGCAACCUUGAGUCCCAAGACAUGGGCCACGCACAAUCUCAGGGUCUCCUCCCCACGGAAACUAGUCAGCCUUCACAAAGAGAGGAGGAGAGCGAGGGGAGUGCUGAUCUUAGUUGGCGAGGGGACUUACCAGAGGAAAGGGAAGGGGAGACGAGUAGCAGCCAGGAAAUAGGCUUAAACUCUAAAGCACUUUCUUCCCAUUAUCCAGAGGAAAACGAUCAGCACGACGAAAAGUUUGAGCCCAAGCUGCCUACGGAAUGCUCGGUGGGAACAGACAAAGCUAAACUGACUUUAAUUCAGGUAAAUAUUGAGGUUACGUCGUCCGUACGAAACGAUGAAACUGUUAUUUCUGAUGGUGUUGACAAGCCGCAUGGUAGCUUAGAGACAGAGACAGGAAAUCUUAGCGAACACACCAAAGGCAACACUGAGUCAGUUUCUGGUUUGGUUACGGAUGACGUUAGCAUAAAGCAGAACUCUGGAUUUAGCAUUUCAGGAGGUGAUCCUUUGGAAUCGUUAAGUCUCCAGCCAAACAUGGCACCAGGACCGGUGCAUAAGGUUAGACGAGGGCUCUCACCCGUUCCUGAGACUUCUCCUCAUGAAGGUCCAGCUGUGGAGCCCUUGUCUGAGACUACAGAAGGUUUUCAACAGCCACACCAAGUCACACAAUCUUCAGAAACUGCAUUAGAAUGUCAGGAGAUUUUGAAUGACUCAGACUGUGACAUCAGUGCAAUAGCAGGUGUUUCUGUUGGCAUCACUGCAGAGGUUUCAUCUCGCCAGAUUGCCGGGUCUCUACCUGAUGGAAGCAAGGAGGAGGUAGCCUCUAAUGAGAGGAUAAACCACCCUAAGGAGAUCUUUGAAGAGCAGGAAUCAAUUGAUGACAUUGUUGUCUCACAGUUGGAUGACAAAUCCAAAUCUUCUGAUGAAUCUUCUCUGCCUGUUGACUCUGAAGCCUUUAUCGUAAGUGAUUUACAACAGGAUGUGUCUACGAUACUGUCUUCUGAACAUUUUGGAGUUGAUAUAAUCAUAGGAACUCCUUUCGGAGGAGAAGAGGCAUCUGAAACAUUUGUUCAGCCAGACUCUACGUCCAAACUGGUUGAGCAGAUUCCUGAGGAAUAUUCUGGAGAUACCACAAAUGAAAAUCAAAUUUGUGAGCCAGGGGAACCAUCGGUUCUAGUGUCCACUUUGCAAGGUGAACCGGGAUUUAAAGAUGUUGCUCCAGAUGACCCUCUACAGGAAAGGGAAAUUGACUCCACUUCACAGGACACAAUCAACAAGCUUCUUGAUCUGCCGGAAAUCACACACAAUGAUUGUCCUGAAUCCAAUGCACAGUUCCAGCUCCCAGAAUCCUCCAAAGAGAGUGCAAACACACCAUCAGAACCUACUGCAGAAUGUGUGAAUGACCUAGACCUAUCUUGUGCCUCACCCCUAAGCCAAGGCAGCAGACCUUCUGAGACCCCCUUCACUGAUGGAGUAAAGAUCUCUGCUGUAAUUCCUGGUGGGGUUGAAUGUGUUGACAUGGCUACCGAUAUGUGUGAGACGACUGUCUCGGGGGACAGCCCAUGCUCUCCCAUGGACACCAGCAGUGGUUCAGUUCUGGAGAGCUCCUCCAUGCCUGACCCACUCAAUGCCUCAUCCUCAACAGCUGAGCUCACUUCCCCUUUGGAUAUUAAUAGUGGAUUGCACCAGGAUUUGGAACAGACUUCCCCAGUGGAUAUAGACAAUGGUACACCAUCAGAACCUACUGUUGAAUGUGUGAAUGACCUUGACCUGUCUUGUGCCUCGCCUCUAACAGAAAGCCAAGGCAGCAGACCUUCUGAGACCCCCUUCACUGAUGGAGUAAAGAUCUCUGCUGUAAUUCCUGGUGGGGAUGAAUGUGUUGACAUGGCUACCGAUAUGUGCGAGAUGACUGUCUCGGGGGACAGCCCAUGCUCUCCCAUGGACACCAGCAGUGGUUCAGCUCUGGAGAGCUCCUCCAUGCCUGACCCACUCAAUGCCUCAUCCUCAACAGCUGAGCUCACUUCCCCUUUGGAUAUUAAUAGUGGAUUGCACCAGGGUUUGGAACACACUUCCCCAGUGGAUAUAGACAAUGGUUUGUCUGAGGAACUGCAGCCUUCAGAAACACCUGAGAGCCUGAAUGGAUUACAUCAAGAUACUCCUGAUUGUUUGAUGGAUCACAGUGAAACUCUUCAGCAGUGUGCAGAGGAACCACCUGUCGAACAAAUGACAGUUGAUGGCGCUUUAGCAGAGGAUGCGGUGGAUGGACACCAAGACUCCUCAGCAGACAUAGUGAAUUCCCAAAUGAUCCACAGAGAGACGGAGACGUUUUAUUCAGUUGAUGCCAGUCAAGAUGCUGGACUCCAGGAGAAGAAAUCCACUUCAGUGAUUUCAGAAUUCCCCCCUUCGACCCCCUCACCCGAGACCGUACAUCACAAAGAGUCAGCGAGCACCAUGCGAGUGUCCGCCAGCGAUGGUGACUCUCUGUUUAGCCAGGAUUUGAGCGAGGACAGCAUUUUUAAUAAUAAGGCUGAGGACAGCGUCACAGUCACCAGCGGUGUGUCCAUGUCCUACUCGUCCUCCACAGACGACACCUCCAGCCUCGGGACCCAUAGCGCCAUCUCUCAGGCCAGCACAGAAGCUCCUACAUCAGACCCCUGUCAGGAAAAGCCCACAUCUCCUGGAGCUUCACCUGUUUCAGGAGAAAUAGAGGAGGAAGAGAAAAAGGACCACUUGACAGAGGUCCUGCAGCGGUCAGCCAUUUUACGUACCUCCAUACGAUCCCUGUCCCCUUUACGCAGGCACAGUUGGGGCCCCGGCAAAAAUUCAGCGGGGGAGACGGAGAUUAGUCAACGCAGUACGACACGUGGUGAAGUGGAACACAGGUCUGCAGGCCAUAGGAGAAGCAUGAGCUGGUGUCCUUCGGUUGUCCCGCGCUCAGAAAACGACGAAAUAAAUGAAAGAAGUUACAGCCUGGAAGGACUUGCAGCAGAUAAGGAAGGAAGGAAAAGCCUUAACCAGUGCAUGGGGGAGGCCAGCCAGGAACCAAACUGUCCGUCAAAGCUGGACAGAGAAGAGAGAGGCUCUCUUGUGUCCCUGACAGAAGAAGAACAGGAAUCAGACCUGCGAGACUGCAGCAGUUUGGACAGUCAGAAGUCCAUCCAGUCUGGACGAAGAUGUGUCCCACAUUCACAACCCUUUCUCACCAAGUCUGUCUCCAUGUUGGCCAUCAGUCACAAAGACAUAGAUGCGAUCGGAUGGCCGCGACCCAAGCGAAGAAUCUCCUUCUCCUUCAGCAUCUCGCCCAUGCUCCCCAAAUCUAAAACUCUCUUUUCUAUUGGCUCUUCAUCCAGUGAUGAGGAGGAGGCAGUCAGACUGUGCUCAUUCACAGGCACAUCAGGAUCUUUAGAGAACUGUAUAUCAGAGGAGGACCCGGGGCCAUUGCGGAGUGACAGUGAAGGCAAAGUUGGAGGAACGAAAGUGAGCAGGACAUUCAGUUACCUCAAGAGCAAAAUGAGCAAGAAGAGCAAGGAGAAGGAGAAAGACAAGAAUAAGGAGCGCGAGCGAGAUGCCAAAGACAAGGAGAGGAGAACCUCAAAUGGACAUCUCUUCACUGCGAUCAUGACAAUACCCACAAUCCCCUGCCAACAGUGCAACAAACCCAUCAACACUAAAGAUGCUUUCCUCUGCACCAAUUGCAAUGCACAAGUCCACAAAGGCUGCAGAGAGAGUCUUCCUGUUUGUGCCAAGGUCAAAAUGAAGCAGCAAAAACAGCAGCAGACUGUUCCAGAUUCUGCCUCGAUGCCUGGUGUCACGCUUAGAACCCUCCCAGCACGGGAACGUCCGUGGUCCACCAUCUCUGUUACCGAUGAUCAGCCCGCUACUCUCGCCCCUCCUCGGAAAAGCCCCAGCAGUAUCAUGUCUUUCAACAGCAACCCGCUGUCCAAGAGCAUGUCCAUUAAUAACAUCGCUGGACAAAUUGAAGACCCUCCUCUAAAGACUCUGAAGUUUCUGUCCCAGUCGACCGACUCUCUUCACAAGACCAGUAAAGUCAGCGAGUCCACAGAAUCUCUUACCGAUGAGGGUACAGAGAUGAUGGAUAGCCAGCUGAUGGGAGAAUUUGAAGCUGAUGCCAAAGAGCUGGAAGCAGAUUCUUGGAGCUUUACGGUGGACAAGAAAUUCUUGAAACAGCUUAAAAAGGAUGUUAUCAAGAGGCAAGAUGUCAUUUACGAACUCAUCCAGACCGAAAUGCACCAUGUGAGGACCUUGAAGAUUAUGGCUGAUGUUUACAGUAAAGGGCUACUGAGAGAGGUUCAACUGGAGGUUCAGACUGUAGAGAAGAUGUUCCCCAUGUUAGAUGAUGUUCUGGACUUGCACACACAGUUCUUCUCACAGCUGCUCGAAAGGAAGAAAGAGUCAGGGAGCCAGGAAGAAGGUGGCUUUGUCAUCCGAAAGAUUGGUGAUGUGCUGGUCUCUCAGUUCUCAGGUUCCAGUGCCGAGAGAAUGAAGAAGGUCUAUGGGAAGUUCUGCAGCAGACACAAUGAAGCUGUGAACUUCUACAAGGAGCUUCAAACCAAAGACAAACGUUUUCAAGCUUUCAUCAAGAAAAAGAUGAGCAGCUCUGUUGUCCGACGGCUAAGCAUUCCUGAGUGUAUAUUGUUAGUCACACAACGAAUAACAAAGUAUCCCGUCUUACUACAGAGAAUACUGCAGCACACGAAAGAAAAUGAGGAAGACCAUGCAGAUGUAACCCAAGGUCUGAAGUUGGUGAAGGAGGUGAUUGCCGCCGUGGACAAUAAAGUAAACGAGCAUGAGAAGAAAAAGAGGCUAAAGGAAGUUGAGACAUUACAGGUUCUGGUAAACGACAGUCUAGGAGGAGCGGUGCAGGAUGGAGUAUGUGCGGCUGGGCCCGUGACUUUGCCACGACGGGCGGAAACCUUUGGAGGCUUUGAUAGUCACCAGAUGAGCAUCUCAAAGAGUAAAGAUGGAGACAGAGAGGAGACGGAAGACUCUGCAGAGCUCCGCAGGACUGAGUCAGACAGCGUUCUAAAGAAGGCAAGCAACGCCAACCCCCUGCUCCUACUCAAGAGGAACAACGAGCAGGUUCUUCAGAGCGUCGCUCAGCUCCAUGACCUGCUGAACACAUUACAGGCUGUUGUUAUCCAGCAAGACACCUUCAUCGAGGACAAGCGGCAUGCCCUCAACGAACGCCCCCAGCCCUCUUCACGCCACCCGUCCGUCUCGUCCCUCAACUCCUCCUCUUCCUCCUCCUCAUCACGGCCCAGCUCACUAAUCGAGCAGGAGAAACAGCGGAGCCUGGAGAAGCAGCGGCAACAAGUCGCCAGCCUCCAAAAGCAGCAGGCUGCCCACGCCGAGGAGAGGAGGCGCAGGGAAAAAGAGUGGGAAGCGCGGGAGCGGGAACUGGCCCAGAGGGAGUCGCAGCUGCAGACCCAAGAGGAAGAGGUGCAGAGGAGAUGGAAAGAGCUGGAAGAGGAGAAGCAAGACCUGCAGAGUAAAAAAGAAGAGUAUCAGAGAGACCUGGCACGGCUCAGAGACAGCCAGAAGAGACUGGAGAGAGAACGAGAGCAAGUGCAGAGAGAGACGGAGCUGAUCAGACAAACAGAGGAAUUAAGGAAGAACCGGACCCCUUCCACAACGUCUGAGGACUCCUCAAAGUUCCAGAGCACUGGUUCAUUGGACCGUGACCCCUCAGAGGUGGAGCUCUCCUCGUCUCCGUCUGCCAGAGACUUCCUGUCCCGCAUGGACUCCAAACGCAAAGGGAAGAACCUCAGUCUAUUCUCCUCCAAUUCACGCCAGAAAGGCCAGAACAGCGAGGCGCAGAGCCAGAUCCCCAGCCGCCUGCUACAGCUGGCCAAACCCAAGGAGAAGAAGGACAAGAAGAAGAAGAAGGGAAAAGGGCAGCAGAGCAAGACUGCGGAUUCUCAGAGCGCUGUGGUUCCAGACUCUACCCCGGACGGAGAGAUCUUUUUCUGCUGAUUCGGCCCCCUCUUCAUCAUCCACUAUCCCACAAUGCCUCCAAGCAGGGCUGCUGGUCUCUGGUUGUGGACUUGUAAACCGGAGUUAGAAGCACAUACCUGUAGUCUCGAAGGGCGUCAGGCCUGGACAGGAAGUUUAAACUGAUUGUUUCCUGUGACCUGAAUUUCAGCGGCCAGCAUACUGCACGUUGCCUUCCAUCCCUCACAUACACCUAUGAACGCAAGCAGGGGCCUGGAGCAGGAGUUUGGGGAACAGUACAUGUCAGAUAAACCCACUGCGGGCACUUUUUCACACACAGACUUCCUGUGAAGAUCAAAAAGAGAUUUAUAACAGCAAGAGGCAUCACGCUGAGAGACAGCUGGCUUUCCAACGACCGCAAAAGUCGCUUUCUGAAGGACAUUUGACUAAUGAACAUACUAAUAAUCAAAGUGAGUGAACUCAAAGUGCAGUUGGCAAUGCAGUGAUUAAGUUUCUAUAUGUUUCCAUCCUUUUUCUUUCAUCCCUGUCAUGUUACAAUGUGCCUCACCAAUAUAGUCUUUUGGACCAGACUUGGUUUAUAUACAGUCCCAAGGUUUCAUUUCUUUUGAAAAGGUCGCAAAAUACUGUUUAUGAAUAGAAGGGAUGCUUUUGAAAACAUUUUAGUGAGCACGACAGACAUGGAAGUGCAAAAGAGUGUAAGAAUUGUUUUUUAAUUAAUUCUGUUAAUUACUUUUCAAACCCUAAAUGACUGAAAGAGAAAAUGAAAAUUCAUGAUUCACUUUGUUGUGACUCUAAAGGCUUCACAAACCCCACAGACGUUUUCUUUUUUUCUUCUAAACCCUCAAUGCAAUUUUAAUCCUUAGCACUUUAUAAGCACACGUCGAGUGGGAAAAAAUGGCUGGCUUUAAAACGAGACAAUCGAUCAGCUCCACUUAACUGGUAAACGGCCUCCUUUGUACGUGUGAGGUUUUAUUUGAUAAUCUUUUACUGUACCAUGUGAAUGUUAUGUAAAUUUGUUCAACCAAACACAUAGCUAGCUUUCACGUUAAGCUACCAAAAGAGCGGGUGUUUUAACUGCAGUAUUUUUGUCUUUUUAAGGUUCAAAUUGAGCGAGAUGAGGGAUUCGGCUUUAUGUAGGCUAACAAAUUCAAGUUGUAUUAGCCACAAAGUAUGGCAGUUCUACGCUCAAGCCAGAAAUGUUGAUUUGACAGGCCAAUGUGGUAAAAGUAUGAAUAUACAUUGUGUUUGUGUAUAAAACGCCUGGUUUGUACCCUCUAAUCACUAGAUUUUAGCCAAACAAAAGCCCUUGCCUGCUGGCCAGGCGAACCGUUCUGCUGAACAUAAGGAAAUAUUUUAAGAAAGGGGAAAUUGUGCAGAUAAAAAGUGUUAAUUUAAGCUUUCUGCUCUGUUUUUAUUUUCUUGCCAUUAAACUUCUACCUAACACGCCUCUCUAAUACAUUAGAGUGAUGAAUGCCUCAUGAUUCAUUUAUUGAUCAGUUCCCUCUGACCUCUUGGGAUCUAAUUCAUACGUCCGAGAGAUUUUUAUUAUCCAUCAGCAUAUUCCCACAGCUGCUGAUGCUGACAUUCUGCAUGCUGUUCUGUUAUGGUGCUAAACGGAGAAUUGAAAUGCCUUAACCAAUAGAGGGCGGUGUGUCAGCUCUGAUUUCCACAGACACUUCAAACUCCCCAAACGCAUUGUUUUGUCGGAUAAUUGAGUAAUGUUGAGAAAUUUCAUGCUCACGUUCUUUAGCUAGCCUUAGAUAUUCCCCAAAUCCUGCAGUGUUUUUCAGUUCCUUUUUAUCGCCAAUUCUUCCUUCAGGGAAACAUAUAAUUCAAGAUGAAUUAUUACUAGCACAAUUAAAGCUGGUCGGAAGUAUUCUCGCUCAUUUGACUCGUAUUGGCUGGCAUAAGAAAUGCUCUAAAGAUAAAUCCAAAUCAUCCCGUUAAUGCAAAUCAAACAUACAUCUGCUUCACCCAAUGGACAUUAUGUAGACACUAUAUUUAAUUAAAAUUUUUCAAAAGUUGAAUUGAUUGUUCUGCUGACACAACAUUUAAAAUACAUUUUUUUUUUUUUUUUUAAUCCUGGUGUCAAGAUUUUUUUUGUGAAAAUUACACUGUGCUUUUAUUCCUCACAGUCUCGUUUUCAUUCACGAAAAAUGAAACAUGGCGUCUACCAUCAUUAAGAUCCGUGGUUAGUAAGAGGUACCAUAAUUUCUUGUCAAAUUUUAUGUAAAAAA
Sinocyclocheilus rhinocerous is the source of this 9939-nucleotide messenger RNA. Its product is annotated as A-kinase anchor protein 13-like. Gene Ontology annotation, cellular component: actin cytoskeleton; membrane. Gene Ontology annotation, molecular function: guanyl-nucleotide exchange factor activity; MAP kinase scaffold activity. Gene Ontology annotation, biological process: adrenergic receptor signaling pathway; regulation of Rho protein signal transduction; positive regulation of canonical NF-kappaB signal transduction. The record is from RefSeq and is a predicted model, not a curated record. The coding region runs from base 380 to 7723 and encodes 2447 amino acids. NCBI's taxonomy places the organism in Eukaryota, Metazoa, Chordata, Actinopteri, Cypriniformes, Cyprinidae. The transcript has 35 exons.